AAAAAAUUAUUGAGUGGGCAUCCUGCAUAUUCUUGUGAAUUUCACAAAAAAAUUUUUUAGCAAUUCCACAAACAUACUUAGUCUAGGGUGACCAGCACCCCUAAAUCUUUUCAGUCAACUGUGUUCAUUUGUUUGGAUAUAUAAUCCCAUAAAGUAAUAAUUCUCCAAUCUAAUCUAAUGCAUCUCUGCAAUUAAUUUGGGUUUCUGAUGCAGCUAUACAACAUUGUUUUUAUCGUGCUACUAAACAAGAAAGUAAAAAAGGGUGUCUAUUCAUUUAGUUAUAUUUCUUUAAGUAUGAAAUGUUUUACUAAAAACAACAGACAAUUAAGUAUUUUAGAAUCGUUUUGCUGACUGACAACUUUUUGAAUAUUCAGUAAAAAUAUUAAAUACGCAACAUUUUCAAUGUUAUGCCAAAUGAGCAUAUUGAUGGCCAUCGUUCAAACGCUAGGAGAUGCAGGCAAGGAUGCCUUAAGUUAUCCUGAGUAUUUUAUGAUAUUUUUUUUAGAAACGCUAUAAGUCUUAAGCAGUCAAAGGCAAUCUUAUAUUUAAGGGAAAUAUUAACCUAAAAAGACAUACGUGAAUAACUUUUUUUUUUAGUUUAAAAAUAUUAACAAAUCAUGUCAUAUGUACUGGCAGCUGCUACAAGCGUUUUACAGUUAGACUUGGUUGAUGAAGUCAAAGAUUUUUUGUCAUCAAUUCCUGAGUUUUUUUCCACGAUGAAUUCUUACCUACCAGAAAAUAAGUUUGUAAGAACUGUUAUAUAUACUGCAGGGGGUUUCUCACUGAUUCAGUUAGCACCAUACCUGUUACGGCAUACAGAAAUAUUUGACUAUUAUUAUCGCCACAUGGCUUACAUUCACAGGAGCUGUCCCCAGAUAAAAGAAUGGAAGGAAGAACUAUUGAAAGAGCUCAAAGAGAACACUGUUCACCUUCCCAAACUAAACGAUGAUAAGCUGGUUAUAUUGGAGAUAAAUGCUGGAGGUGGUGCACAUAUGACGUAUUAUCCAAAAGGUGCUGUUGUCAUAGCAACUGACAUGGACGAAUCAUAUGGCGAGAAGCUGUUGCAGAAUUUUGAAAGCGAGACUGGCAAGCCUUUGUUGGAUCAAAUCUCUUUGAAUCGAUUUAUACACACAAUUCCAGAAGAGCUUUUUAAUGUACCAGACAAUUCAGUUAGUGCUGUUGUAUGUAUCCAUACAUUAUGUCAAGCUAGAGGACUGGACAGGGCUUUGUCGGAAAUUAAAAGAGUUUUACUUCCAGGCGGACGUUUUUAUUUUAUCGAACAUAUACAAGUACCAAAGUUAUUUAGUAUGCAGUGGUUUCAACAAAUACGAUUCUUAGUUACGUUUGCUAUGGUUUCGUGCCAUGUUGGAAGACCGACGCAGAAAGCUAUUGAGAAAGCGGGAUUUUCCGAAACAAAAUGUGAAAAGUUUGAUGCCGACUUUAGUAAUGUGUUUAAUAAACCUAUUCAUGCUUUGUCACCUCAUAUAUAUGGUUUUUGUGUCAAAUAGAAAUAAGAGGUGAUUUUUUUAAUAUUUUUAGUUUAUCUAGCUUUGAAAUACUUAAAGCUUACCUCACGUCUGGGAAUCUAUUUUUAAAAAAAUAAAUGCUUAUUGGUUCUCAACUUUUUAAGUUCUUUCAUGUUAAAUCCACUUGUUUUGCGCAAAGGCUUCAAGUCAGAUUUUAAAUCGAAAUGUCAAUACACGUAUCAGUUAAUCUGGUGGGCAGUUCAAUUUUUUAUGUUGUUUCGAAAAUCAUUUAGCAAUCCUUAAAACCAAAAACAUACGUUACAAUACGUUGUAUAUCUUAAAUUUGAAAUGCAGCCUUACACGAAUAUUUUUCAUUAUUAUAAAAACAUUUUUUAUUGGAUGAAAACAGAACCACGGGCACACGUAAACUAUAUUAACCAACUUAUAAGAUAAAUACCGCGCGUGAUUUUGAAGCUCACAAUCGGCGCGUCAUUUAUGAAUAUGCAAUUAAAGAACCACUUUAUUUGUUGCAGUGACGUUUUGUUUUAAGUAAUUUAUUAAGACAUUUGAAUAUAAAUCUUUUUUUUUAUUUUAUUUUUAUAUUUUAUUACUUAUAUCACAACGGAAGAGGAAGGCUAGGUUAAAAAUUUGAUCAAUCUCCACUUU
Messenger RNA from Hydractinia symbiolongicarpus, 2132 nucleotides. RefSeq names its product N6-adenosine-methyltransferase TMT1A-like. Bases 618 to 1508 code for a protein of 296 amino acids. The record is from RefSeq and is a predicted model, not a curated record. The transcript has a single exon. Gene Ontology annotation, molecular function: S-adenosylmethionine-dependent methyltransferase activity. Lineage: Eukaryota; Metazoa; Cnidaria; Hydrozoa; Anthoathecata; Hydractiniidae.